AUGGGAAAACGUCUAGCACUGCUUAUUAUUAAUGUUUGUCGAGCGUACUGGUCCGAAGGCUCUCCCCUCGACUUGCUCUCGAAUCCCGAAGCUGCCGCAUCUCCGGACUCAAUGAGACGGUUGUUGAGCGCGGCACGCAAAAGCAAGAUUCCGGUGAUAUGGGCGCAGGUUCGGUAUAACAAAGGCUUAAUGAUUGAUGGAGGGAUACAGUACAAGAAGUCCCAAGGAUGUUCAAUUUGGCAAGAUGGUGAUAAGCGGGGUAUGGAUGAAUGGCUUCCGGGUUUGACUUCUGAGCCUGAAGAAACGAUCAUCUUCAAGAAGAAUCCAAGUGCGUUCUUUGCGACAACUCUGACCACUGAGUUGCAACUUCUUCAGAUUGAUACUCUUGUCCUUUGUGGAGUUAGCACAAGCGGUUGUGUGAGAGCUACAGCACUGGACGCGAUAUGUCAUGGUUUCAGGCCAAUGGUCGUCGGAUCUGCAUGCGGUGAUCGGUCGACAGCGAUUCAGAAUGCAACUCUACGUGAUCUUGACACUAGUUAUGCAGACGUGGUGUCUGAAGAAGAAGCGAUAGACAAAAUGCUCGCUGGCUGGUCUUGAUAAAUUAACUUACAUUUAUUCAAAGAAGCGAACAAUGUACUUGGAUACCUCAGAGUUUUCCUUCUUUAGUAGUUCGAUAAAUUCUUUCCGUGCACAAGCAGAGUCAUCAUAAGUACCUG
Messenger RNA from Mollisia scopiformis, 716 nucleotides. RefSeq names its product Isochorismatase hydrolase. The coding region runs from base 1 to 597 and encodes 198 amino acids. NCBI's taxonomy places the organism in Eukaryota, Fungi, Ascomycota, Leotiomycetes, Helotiales, Mollisiaceae. The record is from RefSeq and is a predicted model, not a curated record. The transcript has 3 exons.